AUGGCUUCUUCAAGAUUACUCCGACUGCCUUCAAGGUCUAACGUACUCCUCGCCAAAAGUAUAUAUUCUCCAGUACAACCAUCGAUAACACUCAGGUCCAAUGGUGUUACUCCAUCAGGAAUUAGCUGUACGGUCUUGCCGUCCCCUCAAAGAGCAUCGAGCUCGGGAUCGGGUUUGAUCCUAGAUAGAUCGUUCACUACUUCUUUAUCCGCCUUGAAGAAAAAGACAACCGCCAAGGAUAAGGAGCUGUUGGAUCCAUCUUCAGAAGAUUACUUGGACCUCCCCUCACCUACUCAGAAGGUAAAGUUCUUGAAUGGUAUAAAGAAGGAUUAUGGUGAUGAAUACGACAAUAUGACUGUACCUACCACGCAACUGUUAGAUGCUUUGAGGGAUAUGCAAUCGUGGAGACAACUUACGCCUUCGACUUCAAAAUCAACGGAUUAUAGAGAUGCGUUAAGAUCGAUCUCGCUCUUAGCUGGACCUGAUGGUGGGAUCAGUAGACCGUCUUUGAGACUGAAGGAUAUUGAAAGUGUCUUAUCUGAUGAGAACGGUGUCACAUGGCGAUUGAUGAGAGAUAUAAUCGAACAUGGUCUCGUACCGGAAUUAGAAGGAUUAGAUGAAAAAUGGAAAGCUAUGGUGAAGAUUAAUAGAGUACAUGGAUUCGGUAAAAUCAAAGCUCAAACUUAUGUUGAUAAUGGGGCGAGAACAUUGGAAGAUCUUUUGAACGCCAAGGACAAAGAAUAUGGUAGGAAAGUAUCUGAUGCUCAGAAGCUCGCGAUCAGAUAUCACAAAGAGAUGGAUCUGAUGAUUCCUCGAAGUGAAGUUGAAGAAUUUGAGAAAUUGAUCAAAAAUGCUUUGAACAAAGUUGAUCCCACUCUCGGCUUCGCGAUCAUGGGAUCAUACAGAAGAGGCGAAUAUGUCAGUAGUGAUAUUGAUAUGGUCGUAUGGCACGAGUCUUAUCCCAAACGAGAUCGAGAAGAUAAAUCGAAGAAAGGUGGAUAUGCGCAUGAUAGUCUUAUGGGAAAAGUCAUGAAUGCCUUGAUUCGAGAUGGGUUGAUUCAGGAGGAUCAACUGUUCUCGAGAGGCGAAAAGAAAGUCCUCGCUUUGACUAAAUUACCUCAACCCAAUUCGAUCCACCGUCAAGUUGAUAUUCGAUUGUGUCCCCUUGAGAGUCUGCCUUACAUGUUAUUGGGCAACACCGGGGAUGAUACCCUCAUGAAGACUUUGAGGUACAGGGCAAUUCAAAAAGGUUGGGCAUUGAAUGAGUAUGCAAUGGGUGAGCGGGUUGAGGGGUCGCAAGGUGUCUGGGUAGCAGAAGGUAAGGAGAUUAUCGUUAACAGCGAGAAAGAGAUAUUUGAGAAGCUCGAACUGCCUUACCUCGAGCCCACGAUGAGAUCUUUACACAAGUACAGGCAUAUUCUUCAGAUCAAAUAG
This is a messenger RNA of Kwoniella mangroviensis CBS 8507, 1434 nucleotides long. RefSeq lists its product as uncharacterized. The transcript is spliced from 13 exons. The coding region runs from base 1 to 1434 and encodes 477 amino acids. Gene Ontology annotation, molecular function: DNA binding; DNA-directed DNA polymerase activity. Gene Ontology annotation, biological process: double-strand break repair via nonhomologous end joining; base-excision repair. Lineage: Eukaryota; Fungi; Basidiomycota; Tremellomycetes; Tremellales; Cryptococcaceae. The record is from RefSeq and is a predicted model, not a curated record.